Molecule: messenger RNA, 933 nt
Organism: Drosophila navojoa
Lineage: Eukaryota; Metazoa; Arthropoda; Insecta; Diptera; Drosophilidae
Source: RefSeq, a predicted model, not a curated record
GAACAACAAUAGCUGCAACAGCAUCAUCGACAACAAUAGCAAUAUCAAUUGAUCUUGCAUAAAACGGAAAGUCGAACAGCGCUAGCCAGGAUCAGGAUCGGAGUGGCAAUCUGAAGCGGGGGUCGGUAACAGAUACGAACGAAAACUACCCAGUCGAAGAUGCUCUUCAUGGACGCGCUGUUCAACAGCUUGCUGGUGGUCAGCUCCGGCUAUGCAAUGUACACGCUGCAUCCACUGCAGACGCCCUAUGGCUACGCGGCGGCGGCGUUGAGUCUGGUCCAUGGGCUGCUGGGCGUGGUGCGGGCGGCGAACAAUGAUGACGAUGAGUGCAAUCGAUUGCGUCAGAUAACUUCCGGUAUUAUGGAGCUGGUGCCGCUGCCAUUGACCAACAUUGAGCUCUACUUGAAGUCCUCGAGCCCGCACUUGGCCAUGGCGCACGGCUGCUUCUUGGUGCCGCUCACCUUCGAUUUGGUGGCCAAGUGGCGCGACAUCGAGGACACUUCGACGUUGACACUUAAGGAUCUCACGCUGCUCGGCAAUGUGGUGUCGCUGCUAUUCCUGGGCGUCAAUCAGUCGAGUAAUAUCUAUGGGGGCAUGGCGGCCAUCGCCUUCGGAGCGCGCUACGGAUCCGUCAUGUUCGACUAUUACUGGGAGGGCCUCGGGGUCCACUUCAACUUGCUGGCCAACUCCGCCUUCAUUAUGCUAAUGGCCAUGACGCUGACGGCCAAAUCCUAAAGAACUUACCCAACCUAACUACCAACUGAUGAGCAGCGUCAUUUGAUCUUUUGUUUCGCCCUGCUCAAGGCUAACGCGUCUGGUUCAUUGGCUCAACAACGGCUCAAGCGACGGCUGCGACGGCGGCGGCGGCGGCUCAAUAAACUUGCAAUUAAUGUUGGCAAAUUAAAAUGCACAAAAAUAAACAUUAAUUGUUUU